Hansenula ciferrii is the source of this 3870-nucleotide messenger RNA. RefSeq names its product ATP-dependent RNA helicase ECM16 (gene ECM16). The coding region runs from base 1 to 3870 and encodes 1289 amino acids. The transcript has a single exon. Gene Ontology annotation, biological process: maturation of SSU-rRNA from tricistronic rRNA transcript (SSU-rRNA, 5.8S rRNA, LSU-rRNA). The record is from RefSeq and is a predicted model, not a curated record. Lineage: Eukaryota; Fungi; Ascomycota; Saccharomycetes; Phaffomycetales; Wickerhamomycetaceae. Gene Ontology annotation, molecular function: RNA binding; ATP binding. Gene Ontology annotation, cellular component: nucleolus; intracellular anatomical structure.
AUGGGUAAAUACAGAAAGAGAUUCAACGAGAAGGCCCGUCAGGGUAUGCUCAUCAAACAAAAUGAGCUGCGUAAGGUUAGACAGAAGCAGUUUACUCGUCAUUUAGAUGAUGGUACAGGUAAUGGGGAAGAUCAAGAUACAACACCAACAACUCAAGAACCAGAGAAUACAAAUGCUGAAAUCUUUCAACCAAUGUCUAAAGAGGAAAGAGAAGCUAAGAAGAGAAAGCUAGAGGAACAAGUGAGGCCUAAAGAAGAAUCCAAAAUUUCAAGAGCUAAGAAGAAGAGAUUAGAUAAAUAUAUUGAACAUCAAUUGAAAAGGGAAGAAAAACAAGUAUUGAUUGAAAAACUUCAAGAAUCUAAAUUUGAUACUUCAUUAUUGAAAAGUUCAAAACUUUUAGGUACUGGUAGACAAACCAAAAGAGAAGAUUUUGCUGAAGCUUUAGAAUUAGAAAGACAAGGUAGAGGUGAUGAAAGAACUAAAGAGAUCUUAUAUGAAGAACGUCAAGUUAGAGAUUGGGAUGAAGAUCAUAAAGAUGAACCACAACUGCAGCAACAAGAAGCUCAAUAUGAUGAUCAAAUUGAUCAAGAUUCAGAUGAUAAUAAUGAUGAUGAUGAUGGUGAAGAUAAGUUUGGUUCAUUUGGUGGUGAAACUUCUUCAUUUAUUGAUCUUAGACCAACUUCACUUGGUGGUACAGGUACUGGAUUUUCUUUCCAAAACAUUCCAAAAGUUAAAAAGAAAAUUAAGAAAAGUUAUAAUUGGAGAGCUAAAUUAGAAGCUGAAGAUAGAAGAAAACAUAAAAUCGAAGAUGAACAAGAUUUUGAAAGUGAUAGUGAUGAUGAAGAAGAAGAUCAAGAUGAAGAUGAAGAAAAAGUUGAUGAAUCUGAUGAAGAAGAACAAGAGUCUAAUGAGGAGGAAGUUGAUGAUAAUGAGGAAAUUGAUGAUGAUGAAGAAGUAGAAGAUGGUGAAGAAGACGAUGAAGAAGAAGAUGAUGACGAAGAAGACUCAGAAGAAGACUCAGAAGAAGAUGAAGAUCCAGAAGAUGAAGAACGUAAGAAAUUUACACAUAGUUCCAGAGCUGAAGCUUUCAAAGAAUGGGCUGAUCAACAGAUAAGGAAAUUAGAAGGUCGUGAAGCUCCAAGUGCUCCAUCAUUACCAAAUGUUCAUUAUGAAAGAGUUGAUCGUCCAGAAGAUCUUGAAGAUGAUUUAAAAGAAGAAUUCAUUCCAGUUGAUGAAUCAAGUAAAAGACAAGCAUUUUACGUUAAUGUGGAAAGACCUGAUGAAAUUCAAAAAAUUAGAAUGCAAUUACCUGUUUUCGGUGAAGAACAUCGAAUUAUGGAAGCUAUUCAUCAUAAUGAUGUUGUUAUUAUUUGUGGUGAAACUGGUUCAGGUAAAACUACUCAAGUUCCUCAAUUCUUAUAUGAAUCCGGUUAUGGUACUCAAUCAAGUCCAGAUACCCCAGGUAUGAUUGGUAUUACACAACCAAGAAGAGUUGCUGCUGUUUCUAUGGCUGAACGUGUCUCAAAUGAAUUGGGUAAUCAUGGUGAUAAAGUUGGUUAUCAAAUUAGAUUUGAUUCAACAACUAAACCAGAUACAAGAAUGAAAUUUAUGACUGAUGGUGUUUUAUUACGUGAAAUGAUGACUGAUUUUAUCUUAAACAAAUAUUCUUCAAUUAUUAUUGAUGAAGCUCAUGAACGUAAUAUUAAUACUGAUAUUUUAAUUGGUAUGUUGAGUAGAGUUGUUAAAUUACGUGCUCAAUUAAAUGCUAAAGAACCUUUAAAAUAUAAAAAAUUAAAAUUAAUAAUCAUGUCUGCUACAUUAAGAGUUUCAGAUUUUAGUGAAAACCCAGUAUUAUUUGAUGCUCCACCACCAAUUUUAAAAGUUGAAGCACGUCAAUAUCCUGUUUCAAUUCAUUUCAAUAGAAGAACUUCAUUUAAUUAUAUUGAGGAAGUUGUUAGAAAAACUUGUAAAAUUCAUAAAAGAUUACCACCAGGUGGUAUUUUAAUCUUUUUAACUGGUCAAAGUGAAAUUACAAGUGUUGUUAAGAAAUUGAAAAAAGAAUUCCCAUUCAAGAAUAAAAAACAACAAAAGCAAGUUCAAAAAGAAAAUUAUGAUGAUGAAGAAGUGGCAAAUGUUCGUAUAAAUUCUAAACAAGCAGCUACAGAAGCUGAAGAAGUUGAUUUUAGUGUUAAAGUUAAAGAAAAUGAAGAAUUUGAUGAUGAUUAUGAUGGAAAUGAUGAUGAUGAUUAUGAAGGUGAAGAAGAAGGUUUUGAAGAAACUUUAGAAGAAGGUCAAACAGAUCAAGAUCCACUUUAUGUCUUACCUUUAUAUUCAUUAUUACCAACAAAAGAACAAAUGAAAGUUUUCAAAGAACCACCAGCAGGAAGUCGUCUUUGUAUUGUUGCUACAAAUGUUGCAGAAACUUCUUUAACAAUUCCUGGUAUAAGGUAUGUUGUUGAUGCUGGUAGAUCAAAAGAACGUCAUUUUGAUGAUAAAACUGGUGUUCAAAGUUUUGAAGUUGAUUGGGUUAGUAAAGCAAGUGCUGGUCAAAGAGCUGGUAGAGCUGGUCGUACAGGUCCAGGUCAUUGUUAUAGAUUAUAUUCUUCAGCUGUUUUUGAAAGAGAUUUCCAACAAUUUUCUAAACCUGAGAUUUUACGUAUGCCAAUUGAAAGUGUUGUUUUAUCAAUGAAAAGUAUGGGUAUAGAUAAUGUUGUUAAUUUCCCAUUCCCAACUCCACCUGAAAGAAUUGCAUUAAGUAAAGCUGAAAAAUUAUUACAAUUUUUAGGUGCAUUAACAAAAGAAAAUCAAAUUACAGAUUUAGGUAAAAAUAUGAGUUAUUUCCCAAUGAGUCCAAGAUUUGCUAAAAUGCUUAUAGUGGGUAAUCAACAAAAUUGUUUACCAUAUGUUGUGUCUAUUGUUUCUGCAUUAUCAGUUGGUGAUCCUUUUAUUAAUGAAAUGGAAUUGGGUAUUAAUGAAACAAUUCAAAAUGAUAAUGAUGAAGAUCAAAAUCAAGAACAAGAAUCAAUAGAGGAAUUAGAAGCUAAACGUAAAUUACGCUCAAAAUUCCAUUCAUCAAGAACUAUUUUUUGUAAAUUGGAUAAAUAUAGUGAUGUUUUAAAAUUAUUAAGUGCAGUUUGUGCAUUUGAUCAUGUUCCAACUAUUAAAAAAGAUGAAUUUUUAAGAAAUCAUUUCCUUAGACCAAAACCAAUGGAGGAAAUUUCCAAAUUGAGAAAACAAGUGAUGUAUAUUGUUAAAUCAAUCACCACUAAGGAAAGUAUUGCAGCUUCAGUUACUGAAAAAGAAUUGAAAUUAGGAGUUCCAAGUAAAAUUCAAGUUCAAGUAUUGAAACAAAUGGUAUCUGCUGGGUUUGUUGAUCAAAUUGCUAUAAGGGCUGAUUUAAUAGAUACAGACGUUAAAAUCACCAAUAGAACAAACAUUAUCAAUAUUCCAUAUGCUACAUUAUUUCCUACAAAAAGUGAUGAAGAAAAUGCUAGUCCAUAUGUUUCCAUCCAUCCUUCAUCAAUAAUUUGUAAUGCUGGAGAAGUUCCACCAUCAUAUUUAGUUUAUCAAUCAGUUAAUGUUGGUGCAAAUAAUAAACCAGAUUCUAAAAUACUACCAAAAUCAAGAUUAAGAGCUUUAACUGACAUUACUGGUAAACCAUUAUCAAACAUCGCCAAAAACAGUGGAUUAAUAACCUACUCUAAACCAUUAGGUCAUCCAUAUGCUCCAAAGAAUAUCACAUCUACAAAAAGAGAAUGUUAUGUUGUUCCAAGAUUUGGUGCUGCUAUUGGUGCUGGUGGUAUUGGAUGGGAUUUACCACCAAUCAAAGUCAUACAAAACAAAAUAGCUGGUCAAUGGAUCAAUGAAUAA